AUGGGGUGCUUUCAGGUGAGCCUACACAUGAUGGUGUUUUACUUCUGGCUGGUGUCCCUGGUGAUCGGGUCGAUGUUCAUGUGGAGCAUCGCAGCCUUGGACUUCCACUUCAACUUUAGGGUUUGGCUGGACAAGCACUGGGACGACCCUGCCCUGGCAAACGUGCGAGAUCGGCUGUGCUUGAACGGGACCGCUAGCGAUCAAUGUGCGGUGCCCCCGGCGGGGUUCCCCCACGGGUCUCCGGACCUGUGGUGUCAGGCCAAGUACGACUCGGACGAGUGCACGGCGAUAAAGGCAGAGGUAGGCAUGGCCGCCUGUGUGUGUCGAAUCCACGGGGCUGCCCUCCGGUGA
Ectocarpus siliculosus is the source of this 351-nucleotide messenger RNA. The record is from the annotation of a GenBank genome assembly. Lineage: Eukaryota; Phaeophyceae; Ectocarpales; Ectocarpaceae.